This is a messenger RNA of Phaeoacremonium minimum UCRPA7, 1971 nucleotides long. RefSeq names its product putative cupin domain-containing protein. The record is from RefSeq and is a predicted model, not a curated record. The transcript is spliced from 4 exons. The coding region runs from base 1 to 1971 and encodes 656 amino acids. Lineage: Eukaryota; Fungi; Ascomycota; Sordariomycetes; Togniniales; Togniniaceae. Gene Ontology annotation, biological process: attachment of mitotic spindle microtubules to kinetochore; spindle attachment to meiosis I kinetochore; kinetochore assembly. Gene Ontology annotation, molecular function: centromeric DNA binding. Gene Ontology annotation, cellular component: kinetochore.
AUGGCGCCGCGCACAACGGCGCAGCGGCGCUCGCAGUCGCAAAAUGAGCACAUCUACGAUUUGGGAGUGAGAGGACGGAAAACGGGCGUGUUUCUGAAGGAUACCGGUGUGCGCGACGAGCACGGGAUGCAGCCCCUCGAUGACCUAUUUUCGUCUCCUGAGAAAGAGAAUCGCCGCGUGGUCGAGGUUGAGAAGGAGAAUCUCCGCGUGAUCGAGGACGACUCCGAGGAGAGCGACGAGGAGGAGAUAGAGAUGGACAUUGACGAGACUACUGGUCCCGCACCGUCUGCUUUCAUGAACGCACGAAACGGUGUGCAGCUGCCUAUCCCUCGUGGCCGGUCGCCGCCAAAGACCUUCCUUCAGUCCCCAGCGAUCAAGAACCCAGCACUUGGUCCUUCAUCUUCACCGGCGCGCGGAUCAGUUGUUCACCCCCGCGGACCCAGCUCCUCACAAACGGUGAAGAGAAGGCUAGAUUUCGGGAUGCAGUCACUUAGCGCGGCCAAGCCGACUGCUAACGGCACAAAGAGAUUCGGUGAAAAGCCAAACGGUGUUACGAACGGUCAUCAAUCGCAAGAGGACGAAGACGACGAAUCUGACAAUGCGUCUUUGCCGGCAAAUGAUGAUGAGUCUAUGGCCAUUAUCGAUGCCGGCGUUGAUGACUAUAUUGACAACGAUGUCCAAGGACCUGAAGAAGAGGACGAGCCAGAGGAGGAGGAGGAAGAGGAGGAGGUAGACCUGGCGCCGAAGCCCGCUGCUGGCCGCAAAGGACGCCCUAAGAAGAACGCCCUACCAGAGGAGCCCGAGGAGGAUCAGGAACCCGAGCCUACAGUGGAACAAGAACCUACGCCAGACGAGUCUGAUGAACCAAUCAGAGCUGGAAGGAAGCGCGGCAGACCAGCAAAGGGCAAGGGAGUCCAGGAUGACGAUGCGACCGAGAAGCCAACUAAAAGACGCCGCUCCGGAGGUGAAGAAAGUGAUGCUGCGAGCGCCAAAGAAGCGAAGAGAGGACCAACGGGAAAGGCAGGACGACCGAGAGUUGCAGGCUCUGAUGUUGAAGCAGAGUCAUCCAAGCCAUCGAAAGCCAUCAAGAAGGCCACGACCGCGCAGAAGGCCAAACGGGGCCGUAAGCGAGAGUCACCCGCCGUGGGCGAGGCGUCUUUUGUUGAGCCACCUCGUGGGCCUCCUCCACCAAAGAGCAGAGGCUUGAUGAUUAUGCGUCGCGAGACACCCGGUGCCGCCCCGGGCAUCUUCCAGACCCGAUCGGGCCGAACCUCCUACAAGCCCCUUGCGUUCUGGAAGAACGAGCACGUGGAACAUGAUGGAGGAGAUAUCCUGGAAGAUGGCAAAGCGCAUAUUUUCCUACCGAAGAUCAAGGAAAUUGUUCGCGUAGAGGAGCAGGAGGAUGACAGGCCGACAAAGCGCAAGGGCCGGGCAGGACGCGCUCCGGGCAAGAAGUCAAAGCGCAUAACCUCGGAUGAGGAGUCUGAAGAAGAGGUAGAGCCUUGGGAGGAGGAUCCAGGCGUCGUGACUGGCGAGGUCAUUGUAUGGAAUCCAGAUCACGAGUUCAACCCUCCCGCUAUGGACGACGAGGUUGAGGUUGUCGAGGAGCAGGUUGCCAUUGCGGGCUCGGCGAUAGAAACCCGGGAUAUUCGUAAUGCGAAAUUCCGCUUCGCUAAAACGCUGAGUAUGCCCUUCUUCGGCUCUGGUGUGGUCGACAUGCCACCUGGCUCGAUCAAGCGCCCGAAGAACUCGAGAAAGAUGCACAUGACAUUCUUUGUGUAUACUGGGCGUGUCAAGGUCUCGGUGGGCGAAACAGAGUUCAGGAUAAAAAAUGGAGGCAUGUGGUUUGUGCCGAGAGGCAAUUACUACAGUAUUGAGAACGAUUAUGACCAGCAUGCGAGGAUAUUCUUUGCCCAGGGUUGCGAAGUCACCGCGAAUCCUGGCCAAGCAGAGCUAAGUAUGCUGGGUUAA